Wallemia mellicola CBS 633.66 is the source of this 1090-nucleotide messenger RNA. RefSeq lists its product as hypothetical. The record is from RefSeq and is a predicted model, not a curated record. Lineage: Eukaryota; Fungi; Basidiomycota; Wallemiomycetes; Wallemiales; Wallemiaceae. Gene Ontology annotation, cellular component: post-mRNA release spliceosomal complex; catalytic step 2 spliceosome; post-spliceosomal complex. Gene Ontology annotation, biological process: generation of catalytic spliceosome for second transesterification step; mRNA 3'-splice site recognition. Bases 261 to 1064 code for a protein of 267 amino acids. The transcript has 3 exons.
AAGAAACCUGUCAAUGUGGUAGGAAUACUAGCUAUAUUAUCAUAUCUAUCUAUUAUUUCAUUAGUAUAAGUCAUUUACUAUCUAAAAUUUAAACUUACGACGUGACUUCCGUAUAGCUAAGAACUCCUGCCAAUUUAAAGGCUCUGCACCUUGUAUUCUAGGCUCAGACUUGUUGAGAGUAGAUAAAGAUUUGAUAAGUAUAUUUUUAUUCUUAUUAUCCAGCAAUCUUCUAGUUAUCAUCUUCGUCGUUUACAUCCAAGAUGGCUAGAAAUUCAGAGAAAUCGCAAUCUAUGUUAUUCAGGUUUAGGGAGGCUAAACUUAGUGAGAUGGGUAUGGCUACACGAUUCAGUCGUAGACCAAAAAUGGUAUCUUUAGUUACAUCUAUAAGGGAUUGUGAACGUUUUAGAGGUGAAAUUCUUAGAGAGAUUAGUAGAAAAGUUGAUAAAAUACAAGACGCUGGUUUAACAGAUUAUGAAGUUAGAGAUCUCAAUGAUGAGAUUAAUGGUCUACUUAGGGAGAAAGCAAACUUUGAAAGGCAAAUAGUUAGUCUUGGCGGUGCUAAUUACAGAAGAGCUGGCGUUAUGUUAGAUGAAUCCGGCAAAGAAAUUCCUGGUACCCGUGGUUACAAGUACUUCGGACGCGCGAAAGACUUACCUGGUGUUAAGGAACUAUUUGAGCGUACUGAUCAAGAAGAGGAAGCUGAGGAUGAUCUCUAUAAGCCAUUCACUGAUCAAGGUCCUGAAUAUUACGGUGAUACUACUGAAGGAAAUGACGAAUUGUUAGCAUACGAGUACGAACUAGAACAAAAAUCACAUCAAAAAGCUAUCGAUAGACUCAAAGUUGUAUUUAACACAGCGGAUCUUCAUGAUAGCCAGAAAACUGAGAUACCACGACCGCUGGGAGAUUUAGUAAACGGUGUCAAAACGAAUAAGCUCACUAAUAUCCAUUCUGACUUCAUACAAGACGCCUAUCUAGAGACACCACAAUUACCUACCAAAGAGGAGACUGAUAAGGCUUUGCUCGAUAUACGCAAGCAAGCAUUAAUGUCUGAAUACGGAGUUUAAUGUAUUAAUUUAUGCAUAUAUUGUUG